AUGAAUGAGAAAAUCAUAGAAGACUGUACAGCUUACGAAGUGUAUACUUCUCAAAGAGUACUAGAAAAAAUUCCGCUGGAAAUGUUAGUGAAUCCAAUAGUAAAAAAGUUGGAGAACGGUAAUUCAACAGCACAGCAAAUUUGGAUCGAUACUUCAACGUUCAAUCGUGCGGUCCUGCAGGAUUGCAUUGCCAUCUCCACGGAAAUCGAGCGCCAGAAACAGUUAAACAAAUCUCAACACCGCCUCAAUAAUCCAACACCACUGGACGCCACUAUGAUUCAUGAGCACGAUUUUGAGUGCCCAUUGGAGAACCACCGUUUCUUAAUGGCGCUUGAAGACGAGAACUUAUUUGGCCCACGCCUAAUUACUGAUCUGGAUGCAUCACUGAGCAUUGAGAAUGUCAAUGCAGACUCCGGAUCAUCGGGCGUUGUUACUCCCACCAAAUCACCUUGCACGGGCGCUGUAGCAACAGCAAUCGCAAGUUUACACACACAAAUGUCUAAGUCCUUUGGUUCACCGCCUCCACCGUAUCAGGAUGUCCUCUCACCCAUAUCAUGUUGCGAAAGGGCAGAGCCAGAGGUACCCACAAGCAGCACCAAAGAACUGCGAAAAAAAUAUGAACAGUCUGUGGGUGAAGAGCAAGAGCUGCAAAAGGAGGCGGAUAAACCGAAGAAUCAACGUAAGUUUCCACCUCCAGCACAGCCAACGACAACGUCAAAAGCUCAGAAAUCACAAACUCUUCCACGCAACUCGAAGGUUAAGCAAUUGGCACAAAUGUUCAACUCCAAAAUAUCCCAAUUGAUGGGUCAUGGCUCAACCGAGAAACAAGAUUCUAACUCGUCGAUUGCAUCGCAAAAACCAUCAAAGAAACCAGCCGUGAUGAAGCCCGUACCAACGGUGCGUAGCUCUUUGUCCACCUCUAACACUAGUUUGCCAAGUCCAGCAGGCAGUGACAGUGAAAAGGCCUGUAUUGUCGCUGAAGAUGUUUUCCGUCAGCUCUCUGUGAAGGAUAAAGUUUUGCUGUAUAACAAAUUUAUUGAAGACACGUCGAAGCAGUAUCCACAAGUCGGUAUGUAUACGCGCGUGGUCGAGAUUACCGUGCGGAACGAGUUGGCACGUAUUGAGAAAGCUGUGACAUCACCCAAAGUCAAGGAGAUUGCAAGUGAAUUAGAAUUGAAAUUAAAUUUAUCCACACCAAGGAUAUCAACAUGGGGCUUGAAGGUAAUGCAGCCUGAAUACGACGCAGUCAAACGACGCACUUCACCUGCAUCAACACCCGUUACUGCCGCCGCCACCACACACAGACAAGAAAAGGCGAACGAAGCGAUCAGCGCAGCUAUCGAAUCAGAUGAGAAAGCAAAAGUUGAAGAGUUGCAUACUGGCAAAUUGGCAGUUGUGCUCAGGCCGAGUCCAGAACGGGGUGCUAAUUUGCCAAAGCAACGUGUUCCACUACGCCCACUGCCACGUAAAAUACGCGAACAACGCUUCGUCAAUGAUAUGAAAAUCAUAGAGCGCGUACAAAAACGCUGCUCAAAAUCUUCCGAUACGUACGGACCACCAAAGAAAAUACAACGCACUUGGACCGAACGCUUCCAACCAAAGGAGAUCUUUCGGAAUAUGCAGAUGGAAACUAUGUUCUACGAUUGGAUCAUGGAGAAAUAUGGUGUCACUUUCGAUAUCACCACAGUAGAAAACAGCGAGGAGUCUUUCACAAAUGCUGACGAAGCGAAUACCUCGAAAAGUUCUGUCAAAUCGAAAUCGAAGGUUUUUAGGUUAUUUGGAAAGGCGAUGUCGAAAUUGGAAAGCGUAGAAUCGCGAUUAAUGCGACGAGACAGUAUUGGAGGAAAAAAUAUUGAUAAAUCAUUAAAAAUAAUUAAUGAGACCCCGGAACAGCAGAACACUAAGAAAAGUGCAAUUGGGGUUAAUUUGCCAAUUAACCAAAUCGGCACUUCCAUCGAUGGGAAAAUUCCACAGGAACCCUCCAAACGAGGCCCACGCAAGGUGAAGCGUCAGGCACCACAACCACCCACGGCAAUUAAUGAGGCCCGAGAACAGCGGGACGCUAACAAAAGUGUAAUUGAAUUUGAAUUGCCAAUUAGCAAAAUAGGCUCCUCCAUCGAUGGAAAAAUAACGAAGGCUCCCUCCAAUCGAGGCCAACGCAAGGUGAAGCGUCAGGCACCACAACCACCCUCGACAAUCAAUGAGACCCAAGAAAAGCAAGGCACUGAUACCGAUCACAUUACAAUACAAAUUGAAGAACCCAAAUAUGCAGCACCCCAGAAGGAGCGACAGGCGUCACAGCCCCUCACAAUAGGACCGAAAACUGCUAAUUCACAACCACAGGCGCAGAAUUUGUCUACAGUGACAUCUUCCAACAACAAGUUACCCAACAAUGCGGUAAUGAACGCCAAUAUUGGUCAGAAUAUUAAAAUAUCUCAAAUAAAUCAAAAGAUUUUCAACGAAAUGGUUAAGUCCGCCCGAAAAGCUUUUGAACUCGAACAACAAAAAGCGAAGAUGGGCGAAAGCAUCUUAAAUAAUAUGAAUUUGUCGGGAAGGAUUAAAGGUGGCUACAAGCUCAGCACCCUAUUAACGCCCCCGCCCACCCCUUAUAAAGCAAGACCAUUACCAAGUACACCUGAAAUGGUAGGCAAAAGUGGCAUGGGCCAAACAUUUUUCACUUCUCCAUCAAAGGUACAAAAAGAGAUGAAAACAAAGUCAGCUCCGGAGAAGGUGCUCAAUUCAAAACCAACAGAAGCUAAGCAUUCGUCCGAGGGAAGAACAUCACCAGAAGACACAUUGCAGAAUCUUAUAGAUACCUUCAUUGAUCUUGGCUUUCAGACGGGUACAAAUGAUAGGAAAAGUCCUUAUUGUUCAGUAAUCAGAAGUUAUUCACCGCUUUUCUUCAAAUUAACUCCCGAACCGGAUAAAAGUAGGCAACAAAGCCCCUUUAUCUUUUCAUCGACACCGGCUAAGGGCUUGCAAAACCAACCACGGCAAAACUUCAGCAUCAAUACCACGCGCAGGUUACGACGUAUAUCUAUGAGUCCUAUAGGUCCCGUUAACGGAGGACGCCGCCGCUUAUGGCAUGCUAAUGACUCAUGUCCGAGCUCACCAGCUAUGCCAGUUACUUGGAACGAUCGUCCCGUGGAGCAAGUUCAACUUUCGAGAACACCGAACUCGCCGAUUAGCACUGAAAGUAGCUUCGUUGGUACUACUUUUAACUUCAACAUGACCAAUAACAAUGAGCAGCAAGAGAUGACAUCAACGUUUUGGGUGCGCGCUGUUGACAUCACAAUUUCUCUGGAAAUCUUCUACAACCCACAGGCUCGCCUAAACCUACUACAUCAAAUAUUCAGCCAAAAGAGUUGUAAGAGUCGCGAUUUGAACUUUGGCAUCGAUAAUCAUAAAUUCUCCAUACGUAAUUCAAUUGAAAAGGCGGACAUCUCAACGCGUCUACCCCCAGUCAAAGGCUGUUCACAUUAUUGGUUCUCCGCCGGCGAACUCGCUGUGCCAUUCAAGGGUAAAAGUUUGGCAUCUGAAAAGAUUCGACGUUUUUUCAAUUUCAUAAAAGAUUCGAUGACAGAUAACCAGCAGCUACGCUUUGGAGUCGAUGACUAUGAAUUUUCUAAGGUGCCUGAAUACAAAGAAAACAGCCACAAAUUUUCAGACGACAGUAACUGCAGCAAACUUGCUGCCCUACAUGGUAACAGUAAUGGGGUGGAGAAACAUAGUCGUAAUUUGAACUGUUUAAAAGCACGCAACCUCAAUUUCUCCGAAAGUGAUUCAAAAAUACAUCCUCAAAAUGUAGGCCUUACACCGAAAUCGUCCUGCGGUACCAAGAAUUUAGACUUGCCCUCAGAGAACAGUCGGAAUAUGACUUUGUCACGCAACAGCAAUGCGACUGGAAAUGAAAGUUGCCACAAUGAAAAAUUUAAUAUCGAAACCUUGGAAAAACAAAAAUUUAGAUGUCAAGAAAGACGAGAUGCAUCUCACAGUAAUGAUAUCAGAAAUGAUAAAAUAUCUACAGAAAAUAAAUACUGAUUUAGAAAAACGAUUUGUAUUUGAAAAAAAAAAAAAACGCAUGAAAAUCUAAUCAGUGCCAUCAGCAGUCUUGUAAGCGAGUUUCACGGAAUGCAGCAAGGAACAGUUGGAGGGUUUUAUGUUCUCUCUAAAACAGUAAGCCCAUAUACGAUCAAUGAGUUGGACGCAUUAGUACAUCACCAUCAAGAAGAACAAGAACAAGACUAAUAAUGAACUGGCAUUGACUAAAGUCAACGAGCAACGUGGCAACGAGCUGAAAAAGCCUUAAAUAUCGAUGCUAAAUUUCUUCCAGAUUUUAAAUCUUGUACUUUGCCUGUUGCUAAACAUUCAUUGUAAAAAAUAAAAAUUAAAAAAAAAAUAUUGCCUUUCAAAGGCUGAAAGCGAGUAAUUUGCA
Molecule: messenger RNA, 4435 nt
Organism: Anastrepha ludens (Mexican fruit fly)
Lineage: Eukaryota; Metazoa; Arthropoda; Insecta; Diptera; Tephritidae
Source: RefSeq, a predicted model, not a curated record